AUGUCAACUUCAUCAAAAGUUAUCCUAUCCGACGUACUCGGGAAAUCACAAGCCAUCCAUAUUUUCAGUGGUUUCACUCGAGAUAUUGAUCAAGUCUCCAAACGCUUGGAUGACGCGGCCCAGAAUGCUACAAUUCUUGCGCCGGCGAACGAUGCGAUCAUGAAGCUGCCAUCCAAGCCGUGGGAAGAUCCCAAAGACUAUGCCGAAUUUGGAGAGAGCGCCUACAAUGGUGAUUCCGGAGCGGACAAGGCUCAAGAGAACCUGAAAAGGUUUGUGGAAGCUCAUAUCGUUGUCGGGAGUCCUUGGAACGAAAGAGAGAAACGAGAAACACUUACAGGGAAGACCAUUUGGUUUGAGAAGGUUGACGGGAAAACAAUUAUUCUGCCAAAAGGUAUUGAGGUUACCAGCAUUGCUAGUCGCGUUGCCAAUGGCGAAGUGUGGAUCCUGAAUGGUGUCCUUGACUACACUAAAUGA
Eremomyces bilateralis CBS 781.70 is the source of this 474-nucleotide messenger RNA. RefSeq lists its product as uncharacterized. The record is from RefSeq and is a predicted model, not a curated record. NCBI's taxonomy places the organism in Eukaryota, Fungi, Ascomycota, Dothideomycetes, Eremomycetales, Eremomycetaceae. The transcript has 2 exons. Bases 1 to 474 code for a protein of 157 amino acids.